UUUUCAUUGGCCAACGUUCCGCCUGUUUAUUUCCGGAAGUAAUACUUGCCAGCAUCAGACUUUCCGUCGGGGUGUCAAAUCACAACAAGCUAACGCCACAACGACUGCAAUUGUGGGCGUGCCCUCCCCGGUGAGAUGGCGCAUUGGUUUCACCGAAACCCUCUAAAGGCGACGGCGCCUGUGUCCUUUAACUUUUACGGUGUGGCAGGGAGCCCCGCUGCCAAUAAAAUUUGCAAUGACCUAAGGACAACCAGGGCAAGGCUGCUGGAAAUGUUCACCGACGUCACCUGCAACCCGGAGAUCAUGAAAAACGCCACAGAUGCGUACUUGGCUCUGCUUCAAUGCUUUAUUGUCUCCUUGGAUGGAACCACACAGGACAACAAGAUGAGGUACAUCCAGAACUUCAAAUGGACCGAUACUCUACAAGGGAACACGCCAAGUGCCCAGCAAGAUGCAGUCUUCGAGCUCGUCUCCAUGGCCUUUAACGUCGCCAUCUGGUACACCAAGUUUGCCUCGAGACUUGCUGGAAAAGAAAAUGUAUCAGAGGAUGAAGCAAAAGAUGUUCACCGGAGCCUGAAGGUUGCUGCUGGAAUAUUCAAAUGUCUAAAGGAGGCCCACAUCCCUCGUCUCAUCACCCCCGCAGAGAAAGGCAGGGACCUGGAGCCGAGAGUGAUUGACGCGUACAUCAUCCAGUCUCAGGCGGAAGCUCAAGAAGUGACAAUCGCUAGAGCCAUCGAACUGAAGCACAACGCCUCAAUCGUCGCAGCGUUGGCGUUUGAGACCGCAAACUUCUACCAGAGAGCUGACCACACCUUGAACACUUUGGAGCCUGAAUGCAGCAGCAAGUGGAGGAAGUAUCUCCAGCUCAAGUUUUACUUUUACUUGGCUUAUGCGUACUGCUAUCAUGGACAGACGCUGCUGGGGAGUGAUAAGUGUGGUGAGGCGAUACGAUCGCUCCAGGAAGCAGAAAAGUGUUAUUCCCGUGCUGAGGAGCUGUGUAAAGAAUACCGUCACACCAAAGGUCCGGGCACCACCGCAAAACCAUCAGAGCAGCUCUUCUUCCGCAAACUGGGCGGUCUGAUUAAAAACACACUGGAGAAGUGCCAGAGGGAAAACGGCUUCAUAUACUUCCACAAGGUUCCAGCGGACCCUCCGCAGCUUGAGUUGAAGGCCAACUACGGCCUGGCCGAACCAGUACCCUUUGAGAUGCCAUCUCCCAGUGAGCAGUGUACCCCUGAAGUGUACGCCAGCUUUGACCUGACCAAGGGAGCCAAAAAUGACAAGGCUAAACCGAAAGAGGAGGAAGUCAAACCAAUGAAGGAGCCCGAUUUAAAACCCCAGAAGGACACAGGCUGCACCGUUUCCUAAAUACACAUCAUUCCGGUCUACGUCAUUCCGGUCCUGCUACAGUAGCGCCCAUCAAUAAGUAUCCACACACAUAUACACAGGAAUAUUAGCAUCCUUUUGUAACAGUUAAUCUAUGGUGUUUAACGUUUAUGCUGGAAUGUUUGGUGUAUUUACAUAUGACAUCAGAGCUCCUGCGCCGUUAUGUAACAUUUGAUGGGAGACGAUGUCAUCACUUUGUUCUUACACGUCAUGCUAGCUUUGGAAAUGUCCCAAUCGUUGGCUUACAUUUUACAUGAAAAGACUGAUGUUAAAAUAUAUUACCAGGAGACCCGAUAUAACUUAAUUCCAAAAAUGAGUUACUGUAAAUAUAGGGGUGUCCAAAGUGCUGCCUGGAGGCCAUUUUGGCUUUUAUUGCCCCUCUGCAAAAUUAAAACAUUGUUUUACUAUUUAUGUGAAUGGGAAAUGUUUGGACGCCCCUGGUUUACAUUGAGGAAGUAAAAAGAAACAAGACUGAUGGACAAAUUUGGUUUGUGUUCGGCGUAGAUGUUUACAAUCAUGUUAAAUGACUACUAUCAUUAUUAUAGGACUCCAUUACUUUUUUUUUUUUUUUACUAAUCAUCAAAGUAAAAUAUAUGAUAUGUAACGGCUUAGUUAUAAUUUUUGUUCCCCCAAUCAGAAUCAUUUUUAUAAUCUUCAUUUUAUAUACACUUUUAAUAACAGUGUACAAUUCAAAUGAUCAUUUUUCUUGUUUUAAUACUUGCCUUUUUUUCAUGAAUCAAUCAUGUUUAGUCUUUAAUCAGUGAGCGUUGUUAGGUAACACUAGUAAUGUUAUUGCACAUGGACACAAUCAUUUUCAUAUAUUAAAUAUGCUGCUGCUUACAGUAGAUCCCAGCUAUGUUAAUAGCGGGAACAGCCCUAUUUUUGAUAUUUUAAAUGCUUCAAAAAAGCCCUAUCACAGUCACUUACAAAUUAAGAAACAAAUACAGGCAUGUAGUGUGGGAUCUAAUGUACGCCAUCAACCACUCCCAGUUGGAUGUAAAGGAAUAAAGUAAAGCACAACCAGUAGAACGCUGUACAUAUUGUAAUACACCGCCGUGCUGUUGGCUGCUCGUAUCAUUUGGGUUUGUGGCAGCGGAGUAAAACUGAAAUGCUGGGCCGAAUUCUACGUAACGUGAAUGUGCAAGUGCGUCAAAAACAAUUCUAAGCAUUAUUAUCUAGUCUCAUCACACCGUUGGUUGGAUUCAUUGUAAAGCAGGGGUGUCCAAGGUGUGGCCCGAGUGCCGUUUCGACACCCCUGCUGUUAUGUAUCUUCUAAUUGAUGUAAUCUGUAUGUCAGUCCAUAUUAAAUCACACUUAUAACCAUCA
Messenger RNA from Doryrhamphus excisus (bluestripe pipefish), 2712 nucleotides. It is a transcript of the gene brox, whose product is annotated as BRO1 domain and CAAX motif containing. NCBI's taxonomy places the organism in Eukaryota, Metazoa, Chordata, Actinopteri, Syngnathiformes, Syngnathidae. The record is from RefSeq and is a predicted model, not a curated record.